Molecule: messenger RNA, 2402 nt
Organism: Balaenoptera acutorostrata (minke whale)
Lineage: Eukaryota; Metazoa; Chordata; Mammalia; Artiodactyla; Balaenopteridae
Gene: SLC39A1
Product: solute carrier family 39 member 1
Exons: 4
Coding region: 439-1413 (324 amino acids)
Biological process (GO): zinc ion transmembrane transport
Cellular component (GO): plasma membrane
Molecular function (GO): zinc ion transmembrane transporter activity
Source: RefSeq, a predicted model, not a curated record
GCCUACGAGCCGGAGUCCGGGCUCUCACAUUCUUCUUCAGCUUCCCGGCACGCUGGCGGCCUCAGUCCCCGCCUCCCGGAGCCCGGACUUCCAGACACCGCCCUCAGUUGUUGGGUCAGCCCGUCCCGGGACCCCAGACGCCUAGGGCCCCUCUUUGGUCGUUUGCCCCGACAUCCCAGCCUGUGGCCUGAAACGGUCGCUCUCUGCUCUCGGGGGGAUGGCGCUGGGGAAAUGGGAGCGGGAGAGCACACCAGCUCUCCCUGUUCAGGUGGUCCACGAAGCUACCCAUGACAUCUCUCCCUGAACCCUCUUCUCUUCAUCCAUUCCUUCCUGGAAAGGAGGCUUGACCUCUCCUUUGCUUAGAGGACCCCAGCUCUCUAGUUUUCUGGGAGCUCCGCAUGAAAGGGUCUGAGAGUCACUGGAGCUACCACAGCCACCAUGGGGCCCUGGGGAGAGCCAGAGCUCCUGGUGUGGCGCCCCGAGGCAGCAGCCUCGGAGCCCCCAGUGCCCGUGGGACUGGAGGUGAAGUUGGGGGCCCUGGUGCUGUUGCUGGUGCUCACUCUCAUCUGCAGCCUAGUGCCCAUCUGUGUGCUGCGCCGGCCCGGCGCUAACCCUGAAGCCUCAGCCUCCCGCCAAAAAGCCCUGAGCCUGGUAAGCUGCUUUGCGGGUGGUGUCUUUCUGGCCACAUGUCUCCUGGACCUGCUGCCCGACUACCUGGCUGCCAUAGAUGAGGCCCUGGCGGCCCUGCAUGUGACGCUCCAGUUCCCCUUACAAGAGUUCAUCCUGGCCAUGGGCUUCUUCCUGGUCCUGGUGAUGGAGCAGAUCACGCUGGCUUACAAGGAACAGUCGGGGCCACCACCUCGAGAGGAGAUGAGGGCUUUGCUGGGAACAGCGAAUGGUGGGCUGCAGCACUGGCAUGACAGACCAGAGGUCCCACAGGCAGGUGGGGCCCCGGCAGCCCCCUCAGCCCUGCGUGCCUGUGUACUGGUCUUCUCCCUGGCCCUGCAUUCAGUGUUUGAGGGGCUGGCAGUGGGGCUGCAGCGAGACCGGGCUCGGGCCAUGGAGUUGUGCCUGGCUUUGCUGCUCCACAAGGGUAUCCUGGCAGUCAGCUUAUCCCUGCGGCUGCUGCAGAGCCACCUGCGAGCACAGGUGGUGGCUGGCUGUGGGAUCCUCUUCUCAUGCAUGACACCCCUGGGCAUUGGACUGGGUGCAGCUCUGGCAGAGUCAGCAGGGCCACUGCACCAGCUGGCCCAGUCUGUGCUGGAGGGCAUGGCGGCUGGCACCUUUCUCUAUAUCACCUUCCUGGAAAUCCUGCCCCAGGAGCUGGCCACUUCUGAGCAGAGAAUCCUCAAGGUCAUUCUGCUCCUAGCAGGCUUUGCCCUGCUCACUGGCCUGCUCUUUAUCCAAGUCUAGGGGGCUCCAAGAUAUGCACGGGAGGUUGGGUAUCACGUGCCCUUGACCUUUCUCCCCCUCUCCCAGUGUGUGGGGAAUAGGAGGGAGUGGGGAAGGGAGGUACUGAGGACCAAAGAGUUCUCUGGGAGGUAAGGAUGAAGCCUUUGGGACUAUUUGGCCAAUGAGAGGGAAGUGGGCAGACAAGAGCCUGGCCCCCAGGCCCAAGGGACAAAAGAUGGUCAAGUCACUAGAGACAUGAUCAAGGGACAUUAGUAUUGGGGAAGACACUGAGUGCUGGUAUCAGGGAUCAGACACUACACAUAGGGACAAGCUGAUAGUUGGGAGGCUGGAGGUGGGUACCCAGCUGCUGUGGGAUAGAGGUAUAGAGAGGGCAUAGGCCCAGAGUCAGCAGUCCUGUUGGUUCUAGCCCAUUUCAGCCCUCUGUCACUUGGAGUGGACCCCUCCAACUUUUCUUAGCUCCUACUUUCAUAUCUAUCUUCCUCUUCCCUUCUCCCAGGGGACUAGUGCCAAAUGGCAUCUUCCUGCCAGUUUUGGUACCUUCUCUGGCUUCUCCAGUCCUGGUCACUCCUGUAUUUUUAAAGUGCCAAAUAAAUCCCCUCCCUCUUUCUCAAAGCACAAGUGAUGGCACUGAGCCCUGCCCAGCACCUCAGUGGAAGGGGUCAGCUUGCUCUUUGGUCCCAGAUUGUGGUGUAGGACAGAAAUGUUUGCUGAGGUGGGGUGGGGGGCAGGUUGGCAGAGCUACCGUCCCCCACUACUGCUGCACCCUAGGAAUACUGAAAAUGGACAUGGUGCCCCGUGCCUAGAUGAUAAACACUGAGAUGCCAAAACUUUUUUUAUACCAGAGGAUCCCAAGGGGGAAGGGGAAGGCUCGCCCCCAGGGUUAUUUUUUGGGGCGGGAGGGCUGUGCAUAGGGCCAUAUUCUCUAGAAUCUAUUUUACUAACUGACCUGUUUUGGGACAUGUUACCCAAAUAAAACGAGUUUCUACACA